AUGGACUCGACAAAUAAACCUUACACUGAAAAUCCGCGUAUAGUUCCUCGGGAAUCUUGCUAUGGCAAUGAAAUGCAAAAGAAAGCAUCUUUUGAGAAUAACUAUCUGGAUCAUUUGAACAAUUUAAAAAUUGAAUCAAAUCCAUCACAAAAUACAUUAACCACUAUUGCUUGUGGCGUCCUACCUAACGUGACUAAAAGUCUAAUUGAAGAAUAUUGUGAAAAUGGUGUAUCCAUGGUAAUAUUUGAUUUUAACGGUUUAUCAUUUGAACAGAGUCGAAAAAUGGUCUUAGAAAUUCGCCAAGGGGUUUUUAAUUACAGUCAUAAAAAGAACAACCAAGUACCGUAUUCAAUGACUUUAGUACUCGAUCUUGGUGGAUCUUGCAUUACGACUGGAAGAAUAUUCCAUACAACACCCACACAACAUUUAAUAGAAUUAUCGACGAACGCUCAUGUGUACGUCACCAAUAACGUUGAAUACAAAUUUAAAUGUACGAAGGACCGUAUUUAUGUAAACAGUGAUUUGAUUCUUCGGCUCAAAACUAACGAUCGAAUCUACUUGGACUACGGGAAAAUCGAACUUGCCGUGAUUAGAGUCGAAAAUAAUGAAACGUAUUGUGUUAUAAAGCGGGGAGAAUUGUUGGGUUCUGAGAAAAAAGUGCAUAUGCAGGGAAUUCCGAUUGGCUUAACAGCACUUUCAAAACUAGACGAGGAAAAAAUCCGUACAGGGAUCGUGCUUAAAGUGGACGUAAUUCUAGUGCCUGGUGUCAGGAAUUCUUUGUUUUUCGAUCACGUUCGCAAGUUUGUUGGCACAGAGCGAGGUGGAGAUAUCAGCCUAUACGCGAAAAUCGAUAACUCUGUUGGACUGGAAAACAUCGAUGAUAUCUUACCAGGUGUGGAUGGCGUAUUCCUGAACCGACCGAACUUGUCCAUGGAAGUCGGCCACGACAAAAUAUUUUUAGCCCAAAAGAUCAUAUUGUCCAAAUGCAAUAUAGUUGGGAAACCGACAAUCACGUAUGGGGAAUAUCUUAAUUCCAUGGAAAUAGGGACAAUACCUUCGAGCGCUGAAGUUAAUGACCUCAUAAAUACCGUAAUGGAUGGGACCGAUUGCAUUUAUCUGGACGUAACGAUGCGAAGUGCUAACAAAUUACAUUGUAUUCAGUAUGCGUCUUCGUUGUGCAGGCAGGGUGAAGCCACUAUAUGGGAAAAUCAGUUAUUUAACGAACUCAACAAAAAGUCCAAACCAAAAAUCGAUCCAGCCCAUGCGGUUAGCAUCGGUUGCGUAGAGGUAUCGUUCAAAUGUAAUGCAGCUGCGAUUAUCGUGAUUACCACGUCUGGGCUUUCAGCCGGUGUUGUCGCAAGGUACCGCCCCAAAUGUCCGGUGUUGGCGAUUGUCAGGCACGGGAAAUCUGCGAGAAAAUUAUCAGUAUGGCGAAAUGUUAUAGCGUUGCAGUACAUUGAUCCAAUAGAAAAAAGUUGGUUUAAAGAAAUCGAAAACCGUACAAGAUUCGCAAUGGAUUUUGGAAAGAGAAAUAGUAUAUUACAUCAUGGAGAUUUGGUUUUGCACAUGAGUUGCUCUAAACAAAAAGCGGGAUUUUCUAACACCAUGAAACUGUUUUACGUCAGUGCUGCUGAUCUCAACGCAUAA
Molecule: messenger RNA, 1647 nt
Organism: Rhopalosiphum maidis (corn leaf aphid)
Lineage: Eukaryota; Metazoa; Arthropoda; Insecta; Hemiptera; Aphididae
Product: pyruvate kinase-like
Exons: 9
Coding region: 1-1647 (548 amino acids)
Biological process (GO): glycolytic process
Cellular component (GO): cytoplasm
Molecular function (GO): potassium ion binding; pyruvate kinase activity; magnesium ion binding
Source: RefSeq, a predicted model, not a curated record